Molecule: messenger RNA, 711 nt
Organism: Salvia splendens (bonfire salvia)
Lineage: Eukaryota; Viridiplantae; Streptophyta; Magnoliopsida; Lamiales; Lamiaceae
Product: protein MIZU-KUSSEI 1
Exons: 2
Coding region: 157-648 (163 amino acids)
Biological process (GO): hydrotropism
Source: RefSeq, a predicted model, not a curated record
UUUCAAGUGGACUAGCAAAAUAAGUAACAAUGAAGAAGAAGAUGGCAAAUCAAAAGAUAGAGAAAAGGGUGAAAGGAGUAACAGUAGGAAAAUGCAUGGUUUGGCACUGGUGUUGAGGCUAAGAUCAUUAUUUGGGAAAACUCACAUCAAAGAGUGAUGAUAGGAACCCUAUUUGGCAACAAGCGCGGCCACGUUCACUUGUCUUUCCAAAAGGAUCCCAAAUCUGACCCUACGUUGCUCAUCCAACUCGCUACACCAAUUACAGGAUUGGUUCGGGAAAUGGGAUGCGGGACCAUACGGAUCACGCUAGAGAGCGAGAAGAGAGAGAAGAAGAGCGAUCUCGCAUUAGUAGAAGAGCGGGUUUGGCGAACUUACUACAAUGGAGUGAAGUGCGGAACAGCGACGAGGAUGGAAUUCGGCGACAAGGAGUGGAAGAUAUUGAAGGCGGUGGAGCCAAUAUCGAUGGGAGCCGGAGUUCUGCCUGCGGUGGCGGCGGCAGCGGACGGAGACGAGGAAGAGGUGAUAUACAUGAGGUCCAAGUUUGAGAGGGUGGUUGGCUCUUUGGAUUCUGAGGCUUUUUACAUGCUAAACCCAGACAACAAUGGCACUGCUCCUCCUGAACUCAGCAUCUAUUUACUUAGAAUGUAAUUAGAUCAUGAUCAACAAAUGUACUUCUGAUUUAUUAUUAAUUCAACUUCAAUGUUAAUUCUG